Macrosiphum euphorbiae (potato aphid) is the source of this 4917-nucleotide messenger RNA. The record is from the annotation of a GenBank genome assembly. NCBI's taxonomy places the organism in Eukaryota, Metazoa, Arthropoda, Insecta, Hemiptera, Aphididae.
AUGAAAAAACACAAAAUUAAUUCUGCUGAACACAAAUUUUCCAUGUUACACAUUAAUGAGACAAAGAAAAUUACUAAAAUUCAUGUUAAAGAAUUGAAUGAGAAAAUAAUUAUAUUGGAAAAAAAGUUGGAUGAUUAUGAAACUCAUAAGGAUGAACUGAUAGACAGAUUCUCAAACAAAAUAAAAGAACUUCAAGAAUAUCAAAAGAAAAAUAAUAAUUUAGAAACAAAAAUUAAGCACUUUAAAGAUACUAUCAAAGACAAUGAAAAUCAUAUUCAAUCCCUGUGCUCUAAAUUAAAUAAAAGAGAAAAGCAAAUAGAACUAUUGUCUGUUGAAAUAGAUUCUGUGAAAAAAUCAAAAACCAUGAUUGAACUAAUUUUAAGCAAAACUAAUACAGAAAUUGAAGCAAUACAUGAAGAACACGAUGAAAAAGUAAAAAAAUUACAAUCAAUAAUUGAUGAAUAUAAAAAUUCAGAAAAACUAUCUCAUCAAAACAUUGUAGAUUUAGAAAAUAAUAUGAAAAAUGUUCAAGAUAAUUUAGCAAACAAAGAACACAUUAUAAUUUUUUAUGAAGAAAAAAUGGCUGAAAAUUACCAAAUUGUUGGAACUCAAGAAGAACAAUUGAAAACUAUGUACCAAGAAAAACUUAUGUUGGAAUCCCAUUUAAAAAAUAUAAAAAUUGAAAUUGAAACACAACAAAAAAGUUUUAGUGAAAAAAAUUGUGAAAUGGAAAACUGUUUGGAAUAUUAUCUUGACGAGUUGAAAGAUCUCAAGGAUGAAAAAACAAAAAUUGCAGACAUUUUACAAUGUAAACAAAAUGAAAUAGAGCAACAACUGAAACUGAUUAACAAUCAAAAAGGUAUAAUUAAAACAUUACAAUCAGAACAAUGUAGCCAACAGCUAAUCAUAAAUGAUCUUGAUGAAGUUUUGAAACAAAAAUCUUCCGAAAAUAACAAUUUAUGUGCGAAAGUACUGGAAUCUACAUUAGAUUUAGAUAAGUUAAAAGAACAACUUAAUGCAGCAUUGGUUGAAAAUAAUGUAAUUAAAACUAAUUUAAGGAAUGAUGAAUUGCAAAUAAAAACUAUGAAUGAAGAAUUUCAAUGUCAGCUUAAUGAUAUGAAAAAUAUAUUAGCAAAUCAAAAUAAUCAGUGUUUAAUAAGGGUUGAGAAAUUACAAGACACUUUAGAGAAAAAGCAGAAUGAUUUUAACGAACAACUUAUGACGUGUAAUAAGCUAACAGAAACAAUUUCUCAGUUACAUUUGGAAAAAUAUGAACUAGAAGAGAAAUUAAUAUCAAGUGGUCAAGAGUUAAAUCAAAAACAAAUACAAUUUGAACAAACCACUGAAGAAAAUAAUAAAUUGAAAGAAACAGUUGAUUAUACUGAAAAUGAAUGUAUUAACUUGCAACAAGAAUUAAAAGACUUGAAGAACAUUAUAUUACAAAAAGAAGAAGAAAUCAAAUUAUUCAAAGGUCAUAUAUCAGAAUGUUCGGUUUCUAAAGAAAGCUUACAGAAACAAAUUAUUGAAGUACAACAAAUGUUGAACAACAAACAUAUUGAGUUUGAAAAUCAAAUUCACUGUUGUAAUGAGCAGAAAGAUACUAUUAUUAAAUUAAAUGAUGAAAAAGAGUGUCUUAGCAAUAAAAUAAAAAACCUUGAACAAACCACUGAAGAAAAUAAUAAAUUGAAAGAAACAGUUAAUUAUACUGAAAAUGAAUGUAUUAACUUGCAACAAGAAUUAAAAGACUUGAAGAACAUUAUAUUACAAAAAGAAGAAGAAAUCAAAUUAUUCAAAGUUCAUAUAUCAGAAUGUUCGGUUUCUAAAGAAAGCUUACAGAAACAAAUUAUUGAAGUACAACAAAUGUUAGACAACAAACAUAUUGAGUUGGAAAAUCAAAUUCACUGUUGUAAUGAGCAGAAAGACACUAUUAUUAAAUUAAAUGAUGAAAAAGAGUGUCUUAGCAAUAAAAUAAAAGACCUUGAACAAACCACUGAAGAAAAUAAUAAAUUGAAAGAAACAGUUGAUUAUACUGAAAAUGAAUGUAUUAACUUGCAACAAGAAUUAAAAGACUUGAAGAACAUUAUAUUACAAAAAGAAGAAGAAAUCAAAUUAUUCAAAGUUCAUAUAUCAAAAUGUUCGGUUUCUGAAGAAAGCUUACAGAAACAAAUUAUUGAAGUACAACAAAUGUUGAACAACAAACAUAUUGAAUUGGAAAAUCAAAUUCACUGUUGUAAUGAGCAGAAAGAUACUAUUAUUAAAUUAAAUGAUGAAAAAGAGUGUCUUAGCAAUAAAAUAAAAAACCUUGAGGAUUUCUUAUCCCACAAUGAAUACAAAUUUAAUUUAUGCGAAGGAAAAUUGUACGAUUGUAGUAACACAAUUGAAAAUUUAGAAACUAAAAUAAACACAAUGAAUAAUGAAAAGUCGUUUUUAGAAUGGAAACUAAAUGAAACUAUUACUAAAUUAACAAAUACAAAUCAAGAUCUUACCCUGAAACUAGAAAUCAAAGAAACAAAUGUAUUGGAUAUUCAAGAAAAAUUAAUUCUUGAACAAAAUGAGUUAAAGAAACAAAUAGAAACAAUAUCUUUAUUAAAUGCUGAUAAAGAUAGAUUACAAGAAGAAACCAAUAAACUUCAUAAAUGCAUGAGUAUAAAUGAAUAUACUUUGAAAUCAUUGCAAGAAAAAGUUCUUAUUUGUGAAAAAGAGUAUGAAGAAUUACAAACAUUGAAGACCAAUUUAGUAUCUGAACUCAAUGAAAGCCAGUUGAAAUUAACAAAUUUACACCAGGAAUCAAAGGAAAAACUCGAGAAUAUGGAUAUAAAAUAUAUUGAAUUACAAGAAAAAUAUAAUAAAAACCAGGUUGAACUUGAUGAAUACAUUAGUAAAUAUAACACCCACAUGAAAAGAAUUACUGAUUUAAUAUCAGAAAGAGAUAAUUUAAUUAAUAAAACAGAUGCGCUCGAGAGUACUUUAUUAGAUAAAGAUAAUGUUAUAACUGCUAAUCAAGAAAAAUUGCUUGAGUAUGAAGAAUUAAAUGAUAAAAUAAUAAUCGAAAAGGCUGUAAUAGAAGUUCAAUUAGAGAACAUUCAACACAAUCUGACUCAAAAACUUGAAGCAACCAAUAAAAAACUACAAGAAGUUGAAGAACAGCUUAUUAAUCAGAAAGAGGAAUUGGAUAAACAGAAUAAAUGUUCAAUUGAACAAGUAGAAAAAAACAAUUUAUUAAUGUAUGAAAAUAAUAAUUUGGUAAACCAAACAAAUAAACUUAAAGAAUGUUUAGCUCAACGUGAAUUUGAUUUAGGGUUAAAUCAAAAUAAACUGCAGGAUUUAGAUAAACAAAAUAAAGAAAUAGAAUGCCAAAAUAUGUCAUUGAUGAUAAAAUUGAAUGAAUUCAAAUGUCAAUUGAAUAACUUAAGUCAAAAAUCCACUGAAGAAAUUGAUAAAUUGGAUAAAAAAUUGUUGGAAGCUCAAAAACAACUUAGCCAUAUGCAAUCUGAAAUUAAACUGAAGAACGACUCAAUAACAGAUAUUUACCAGAAAAUAAAAUACUUAAAAGAUGUGAAAGUUGAACUUGAAUCAAUACUAAAAAAAGAAAGAAAACAUUUUGAAACCUGUUUUGAAACAUGUUUCAAUUAUUCAUUUGAUUAUAUUAAAAACAACCCCAUUGUAGAUCAUCAUCAUGAUUCAUUAAUCGAAGUUAUAACUUCUGCAGAUACAUUUAUCGAACAAAAUGGUAUUCAGUUGGCUCGAGUUGAAAACUGUGAUGUAAACUCGAUUAUUGAAAGGGUGAAAAAAAUAUUUGAAGCACUGAAAAUGUUUAUAAUCAAUUUAAAAACCCAAGGAACCGAACAAAUAAUGAAUCAUACUAAUAAUGAAUCCAAUGAAGCUUAUGCCGAAUUACUAGCUUUAUCAAAAACUCAACAAGAAACUAUUAAACAUUUGGAAACCGAAAUGUCAACAUUGAAAACGGAAUGCGUUUAUAAAAUGACAAAAGUGCAACAAAAAACUCAAGAAUAUGUAACUUCAGAAUACGAAAAGAAGUUUGAACGAAAGAGAGAACAAAUGAAACAAUUUUGUAAAGAUUUAGAGGCAAAAAUUCAUCAAGAUUUUGAAGCUAAACUGUUAAAAUACAAAGACAAAAUAACCAAAGAUGAAAUUCACAUUAAAGAACUCGGUCAGCAGUUAUGGGAAGUUAGUGAAAAAUAUUUAAGGUUACAACAAAAAGAUAGAAGAGAGUCUACAAUGUCAUUACCAUUUGAAAUGUCAAUAAUUUCUGAAACCGCGGCCACUCUUCCAAAAUAUAAUUCUUUUACACUGCCAAAGUCCAGCUCAGCCGGUCAAAUCAGAUCACUAGUAGAAGAGACCACUCGUUGUUAUCCAGAUAGUAAACGAAAUGUGCCUGCAGGAAUUGGUAAAAAAUUCAGCUUAUCGUCUGGUAAAAUAUUUCCAAAAGAAGAAGAUGAGGAAGGUGAAAUGUUCAACCACUCAUGCCUUGCCGAUCUAAAAGAAGGGAAAGUAAGACUCAAUGAUAAUAAAAAACAAUAUAAUGAAAGACUGUCAGAACUACAAGCCCGCAACUCACUUUGUCCACCACAUUUAAGAAGUUGUUAUGCUGCAGAAACUAAUUUUUUGCCAAAUACCUCAUUAGUUACAGAAGAAGAUAUUAAGACAACCGCUAAUUAUAGUGAUUAUGAGACUGAAAACCUUAUCCCGAAUGAUCGUACCAAGAAAAAAGAUAGAAAUCAGACAUCAUAUAAGAAACCAGGACCACCAACUCCAAGCAAAAAUGGAGGUCGUGUUUCUUUAUCGAGCAAUGCAAAAAACACAUUGAAAGAAUCUAAAGAAACAAAUACUAAUAAAAGACGAGCUAGCAGUACUCCAAACAAAUUAUUUAGCUUAUUUAUGAGCAAAAAGAAUUAA